AUGUCCUCCAGUGCCCAUUUUCCCGAUGCAAACCACUUUCAGCAACAAUCAGAUGAGUUCAUCACCUGGCUAUCUAGUCUCCCGGGCGUCAAGUUGAACCCUAAGAUCCAGAUCGCUGAUCUGAGGGCCAGCGGCGCCGGCCGGGGUGUCGUGGCUCGACUCGAUCUCGAAGAAGGCGAAGAGCUUUUCACCAUCCCCCGCGCCCAUGUCCUCUCCGUUCAGAAUUCGAAUUUGAAGGACCUGGUCUCCCACGACCUAGAAGAACUUGGACCAUGGCUGUCUCUCAUGGUGGUCAUGAUCUAUGAGUAUCUUCGCGGCGAUCAGUCCCCCUGGGCACCGUACUUCAAAGUCCUUCCUCGGAAUUUUGACACCCUGAUGUUUUGGUCCCCAGCCGAACUUGCGGAGCUCCAGGGCAGCGCCAUCGUGAACAAAAUCGGACGACAGGGCGCAGAAGAAUCCAUACUCGAGUCCGUAGCUCCCAUUGUUCGGGCAAACCCUUCCCUGUUCCCUCCCAUCGACGGUUUAGCCUCUUUUGACGGAGAUGUCGGUACACAAGCUCUCCUCCACCUUGCUCAUACCAUGGGAUCGCUUAUCAUGGCCUAUGCGUUUGACAUCGAGAAGCCUGAGGACGAGGCGGAACGCGAUGGGGAAGAUGGCUAUGUUUCAGACGAAGAGGAAGGACAAUCGUCUAAAGGCAUGGUCCCUUUGGCCGAUCUGCUCAACGCAGAUGCCGAUCGCAACAAUGCUCGCCUCUUUCAAGAAGAAGAAAUUCUUGUUAUGAAAGCUAUCAAGCCUAUCGCAGCUGGCGAGGAGAUUUUUAAUGACUACGGAGAGAUCCCCCGGUCAGACCUUCUGAGACGGUACGGGUAUGUCACCGACAAUUAUGCUCCGUUCGAUGUCAUCGAGGUAUCCCUCAGCAAUAUAUGUCAGGCCGCGGGUCUUUCGAGUGCUGAUGUCGAGUCGCAACCUCCGCUCCGGUUCCUAGAAGAGUUGGAACUCCUUGAUGACGGCUAUGCCAUCCCAAGACCCUCUCCUGAAGAUCAAUUGACAGACAUCCUUCAGGAUGAAUUGCUUCUGUUGCUCAAGACUCUAUCGUUGUCGCCAGAACUUCUGCAGAAGCAAAUAUCCAAAAACAAGCCUCCCAAGCCGACGUUCGGCGAAGCCGAAGCUACCAUACUUGGUAGAGCACUGGAGCUUAACCAAGCGCACUACCCAACAACUAUUGCACAGGACCAGGGGCUUCUUGCUCAAUUGGGCCAGCCAGGCGCCUUCAACCCUGCUGAUACCUAUGCGCGCCGCAAGGCGAUGGCUAUUCAAGUCCGCCUUGGCGAAAAGGAAGUUCUCCAAAGUCUCUUUACGAUGCUCAACGACCAAAUCAGCAAUCAGGCCAACGGGUCCGCGGCCAAGCGCCCUGCCAACGACGACCACGACGAAUCGAGACGCCAAAAGGCUUUCAGGUCUUGA
Messenger RNA from Aspergillus japonicus CBS 114.51, 1464 nucleotides. RefSeq names its product ribosomal lysine N-methyltransferase. The transcript has 4 exons. Gene Ontology annotation, cellular component: nucleus. Gene Ontology annotation, biological process: peptidyl-lysine monomethylation. The record is from RefSeq and is a predicted model, not a curated record. Bases 1 to 1464 code for a protein of 487 amino acids. NCBI's taxonomy places the organism in Eukaryota, Fungi, Ascomycota, Eurotiomycetes, Eurotiales, Aspergillaceae. Gene Ontology annotation, molecular function: protein-lysine N-methyltransferase activity; protein binding.